Vicia villosa (hairy vetch) is the source of this 1137-nucleotide messenger RNA. Its product is annotated as NAC transcription factor 29. Gene Ontology annotation, biological process: regulation of DNA-templated transcription. The record is from RefSeq and is a predicted model, not a curated record. NCBI's taxonomy places the organism in Eukaryota, Viridiplantae, Streptophyta, Magnoliopsida, Fabales, Fabaceae. Gene Ontology annotation, molecular function: DNA binding. The transcript is spliced from 3 exons. The coding region runs from base 170 to 988 and encodes 272 amino acids.
GUCAUUCCAUGAACCAAUCAAAUCCAUGCAACACUACACUAAAUGACAAAAAACUUCAAAGAUAAAAAGGCCAUUAAUCUCUUUGCAAACAUUUCAAACACCUUGAUUUCUCUUCAACCCUCCUUUACAAUCCUUCAUUUUUUUUUCUUCACAAGAAAACUAUUAGUCUAUGAUGGAUAGUAGAACAUGCUCUGAACUUCCACCUGGCUUCAGGUUUCAUCCAACUGAUGAAGAGUUAAUUGUUUACUAUCUUUGUAAUCAAGCAACUUCACAACCUUGUCCUGCUUCUAUCAUCCCAGAAGUUGAUAUCUACAAAUUCGAUCCAUGGCAAUUACCGGAUAAAUCGGAUUUUGGAGAAAAUGAAUGGUAUUUUUUUAGUCCAAGAGAAAGAAAGUAUCCAAAUGGGGUGAGGCCUAAUAGAGCAACAGUUUCAGGUUAUUGGAAAGCUACUGGGACAGAUAAAUCAAUCUUCAGUGGAUCUAAGCAUAUUGGGGUUAAGAAAGCUUUGGUUUUCUACAAGGGUAGGCCACCAAAAGGAAUCAAAACAGAUUGGAUCAUGCAUGAGUAUAGAUUAAUUGGAUCAAGAAGACAAACCAAUAGACAACUUGGAUCCAUGAGGCUAGAUGAUUGGGUGUUAUGUAGAAUCUACAAGAAGAAGAACAGCACAAAAGCAUUGGACACAAACCAUGACUACUCAUCAAACCAAAUCAACAUGACACAAAGAAAAGAUGAAAAUGAACAAGAAUUGUUGAAAUUUCCAAGGACAUGUUCCCUCACUAAUCUUUUGGAAAUGGAUUACUUGGGACCAAUAUCACAAAUAUUAUCAGAUGGAUCAUAUAAUUCAACUUUUGAGUAUCAAAUUAAUACUGCAAAUGAUGGAAUAAUUGACCCCUUUGUAAAGCCACAAAUGGUUGAAAUGAAUACUACUACUAACAACCCUUAUGGAGUUGAUUCAGGGAAGUACCGUGGGAACCAAGUAUGUGAUUAGAAAGAAUAAUAACAAAAGAAUAGAUAAUGACAUUAAUGGAUUUUUAGGUAUGACGAUAAGGAUUACCAAUAUAAAUAGUCAUGAAGAUUCUUUGUAGAAAUGUUUAUAUAUUACAUCACCCCAUGAAUGAAUUUUUAGUUAUAUUCAAA